Messenger RNA from Perkinsus marinus ATCC 50983, 843 nucleotides. RefSeq names its product vacuolar protein sorting, putative. The record is from RefSeq and is a predicted model, not a curated record. Bases 1 to 843 code for a protein of 280 amino acids. The transcript has 6 exons. NCBI's taxonomy places the organism in Eukaryota, Perkinsozoa, Perkinsida, Perkinsidae.
AUGACUCCUCCUGCUGCUCCCACUGCUGUGGCGACCGGCUCAUCGUCAUCAUCUGGCCGGAGUUCUGGAGCUCCCAAGUUGGAGAAUGCGCCGGUAAAUCUGGCAGCGUGGAGAGGGUCAAUGCGGCGCGAACUGCUUGAUAUUCUGCAUGAUCAUGUUCAGGGAACGAAGACUAUGUAUCUCGAUCCGCGUAUUUCUCCGGAGCUAUCCCUGCUGGUGGAAGUGGAAGAUUUAAAGUCCCACGGUGUGGAGUUGUGGAGGAAGCUCGAUGCCAGCUCGGCGGGAGAUGCCGCGGCUGCUCAGGAUUCAAAGCAGAUUAUUUUUAUACUCCAUGCGCAGAGUUCGGAGACGCUGAGCAUGGUAGAUCUCGUUGCAGAGAAGAUAUUGGCGGACGAUGCCAGAAGGAAAGGGAAUAAGGAGAGCGCCUUUGAAAAGACAUACACUCUAAUAUGUGUCCCUUACGUGUCACAUCUGGUCCUUGGCCGUCUACAGCAGAGGACGGUCAUGUCUAGCCUGGUGGAAGUACUACCAUUGCAUCUGAUGGGCCUCUGUGUGGAGGGCGAUGUCAUCACGAUAGACCAGCCGGGCGCAUUCCGUGACUUCCACAUCCGUUCGAAUCCUACAUCACUGUCUCUCCUGGCUGAAGCUUUGCAUGAUUUACAGCGCAAUUUCGGUGCUGGACUGGGCGUCUCUCGACAAGCAGGGCGCAGAGUAUUGAAGAUGAACGCGAUAGGAACAGCUGCCAAGUACGUAGUGGACUACGUGCUACGACUGGCCAAGAAGAUGACGAGACGGAGCCCCUGUGGAUGGGGACACCAAGGCGGUGAAGCCUCUCUGUCGUGA